AUUCGUGUCCCUCUGGCCUGCGCCUGCGCCUGCGUGAUUUUGGUAAACUUGUGACUUGGAGGUUCAGACUCGCACAACAGUUCUCCCUGGUCGGUUCUGUGCUACUGUGGUUUUCGGAGCAUGUCAUUCAAUACGAAUCUCAAACCCAUGUCCUAGCACUGUGUCCCUUGCAACCACGUGCCUGAAAGGUGGCUCGGUCCUCCUCGCCCGCUUCAGACUCUCCUUGACAUCUCCCAAACCACGAACACGUCGAACAAAUCGCCGUGUGCGAUCUCAGUGCCAGGAACCAACCGAGCCUCAUCAUUGUAACUUGCCUUUGCGAUACCUUGAUCGAUCACAUGUUCCGCGUCCUCCAUCACCAUCUCUAGGCAUUCUGCCCGACCUCUCCGAUGCCCCUAUCGAAGAGUGCCUCUCCACUACCGAUCGGAGGAUGGGCAGCGCAAAGUUCGGUCGUUGAAGGCAGAUCGACCCCUAACGGCCAUUAUCCUGGAGCAAACGGCUACAGUAGUAGCGAUGACCAAUGGGCGGUAGCAAAAGCGAGAAGCGCUCAAGUCAGAGGAUACCCCAGUAUUCAGACCAAAAAUGAAGGAUUCUUCCAGCGAUCGCGACGGAAACUAUCCACGACACUCCCAGUAUUCAGCCCAUACACACCGCUGUCAGCCAAUUGGAAAGACCCAGAGAAACUAGGUCGCAGUCGGUGGUCAGCAAGAGGUGGCAGCAGCUUGGCCAAACUGAAGACCUUCGCUGGAAACUUUGUACGGAAAUGCAGGUUUCUGAUCAUAGUAUUAUCCCUGGUGACGUUAACGACUCUCAUAAUGUCGCAUACAAGUCUGUUGUCCAGCAUCCGCAGCAACUCUCAUCUCGGUGGUGGAAGCAAAUUUGUUAUUGUGCUUGGUGCAAAUGAAGGUGGUGGUGUCAUGGAAUGGAAAGGUCCAAGGGAAUGGGCUAUAGAACGAGACAGCGUCAAGAACAAGAAGAGAUAUGCCGACAGAUGGGGGUACCAACUCGAGAUCACCGAUAUGAGCACCAAAAAGCGAUACGCUCAUGAGUGGAGAGAAAGCUGGGAGAAGGUCGACCUGCUUCGUAAUGCUAUGGCGCGCUAUCCCAAGGCUGAGUGGUUUUGGUGGCUCGACUUGAACACCUACAUUAUGGAACCCUCGUUAUCGUUGCAGUCGCACAUCUUCAGCAAUCUUGCCAAUAACGUCUACCGCGACAUUAAUGUUUACAACCCCCUCAACAUCACUCAUCCUCCGCAAACCGCAUUUCUCGACCCGGUUGCCCGUUCGCCUACCGGCGACAACCUGACGUCGUCUAUCGAUAUAAUCAUAUCGCAAGACUGUGGCGGAUUUAACUUGGGCUCUUUCUUCAUCCGACGAUCUCCGUUUACAGACCGAUUACUGGACAUGUGGUGGGAUCCGGUCCUCUACGAACAGAAACAUAUGGAAUGGGACCAUAAAGAGCAGGACUCACUCGAGCACAUGUAUGAAUCGCAGCCCUACAUGCGGACACAUUUUGCAUUCAUUCCGCAGCGCAAAAUCAACGCAUUUCCUCCAGGUGCUUGCGCGGUUGAGCCAAAAGACGGCGAAAAUGUGGACUCGAAGAAACCGCUCACCGACCCACGAUUCCACUACAAUGCGAAGGAGCGUGACUUUAUGGUCAAUAUGGCUGGGUGCGAAUGGGGUCGGGAUUGUUGGGCCGAAAUGUACGGCUAUAGGGAGCUCAGCAACAAGUUAAAUCGAUCGACUUGGGCAAAAUUCAAGAGUUUCUGCGGUGACUCUUUGAGAAGCCUUAUUAUGGGGUCUUCUGCUGAAGGAGAGACAAAGCCACAAGGAUGAAGCAUCAACCGAGAGUGAAAACACUUUGGAAGGUCUUGACAGCAUACAUCCGCCGGAGUACGGAGAAUCGUACAGGGUAAGCCUUUGCGGACCUAGUCUUCAGAGCACAAUGUGGAGUUUUUGCGGGAUGACAUCGGGGUACCAUCCCUGGAAUCACUGGAGCAGAACUAUACAAUGUAUGAAUAGAGCAUUGGCAGCGAUGGAAGCUGUUUGCUUACUAUCGUAUCAGAGCCAGGCGGCCGGCACGCGUCGAGUCGAGGAAAUGUGGUCUCGUGAUUGUAUACCUAGGUAGGUGGACUACUUGGACCACAGAGAGGCAGAGGCUCUUAGAGUUGAAUGAAAUCAAAAGCUUUUGUACCACAUCAAGC
Messenger RNA from Exophiala viscosa, 2203 nucleotides. Its product is annotated as mannan polymerase II complex MNN10 subunit. Gene Ontology annotation, biological process: protein N-linked glycosylation. The transcript is spliced from 3 exons. The coding region runs from base 390 to 1835 and encodes 481 amino acids. Gene Ontology annotation, molecular function: glycosyltransferase activity. The record is from RefSeq and is a predicted model, not a curated record. Gene Ontology annotation, cellular component: Golgi membrane. NCBI's taxonomy places the organism in Eukaryota, Fungi, Ascomycota, Eurotiomycetes, Chaetothyriales, Herpotrichiellaceae.